AUGAAGGGGCUUCUUUGUGUGACCUUCUUGACUCUGAUUGCUCAGACACUACAGGUCACCCUUCCAGCUGCGGAUCUAGCCCAAUCCCCCGCCCUACCUGCGCUGCAAGCUAGGCAAGACCGGAGAUGCGGUCCUGAGGUUGCACGGUCCUGUCCCCAGGCCCAGUGCUGCUCUAGUGGAGGAUGGUGCGGUACAGGCUCUCAGUUCUGCAGGUCUCCCACUUGCCAGAUCGACUACGGCCCAUCGUGUGACGCCAAUAUCCGCCCAGAAGGGCCUGACACCUCUUCCGUUCCUCGUCCCAAGGUUGGCUCUGUCCCGUACGGCAAGGCCAUAUACUACUGUACAGAAAAGGGAGGUAUCGCCUUGACUUUUGACGACGGCCCGUGGAACUACACGGAGGAUUUGCUGGAUCUACUUGCUGAAUACGAUGCCAAGGCCACAUUCUUCGUCGUCGGCCGCAACGCAGGCAAGGGCGCAAUCAACGACCCCUCGACGCCCUGGCCGGCCCUGAUCCGCCGCAUGGCCGACGAGGGCCACCAGAUCGCGAGCCACACCUGGGCGCACCACAAGCUGACGCAGAUCACGCCCGCGCAGUUCCGGGACCAGAUCCUCUUCAACGAGGUCGCGCUGGCGGACCUGCUGGGCUACUUCCCGACGUACAUGCGGCCGCCGCACUCGAUGAGCGACGCGACGACGGAUGGGUGGCUGGCGGAUCUGGGGUACCACGUCACGUACUUCGAUCUCAACACGGCGGGUUAUCUGAAUGAUGGGCCGGACUUGAUCAGGAAGUCGAUUGGGAUCUGGGACGGGCGGGUUGAGCCUCUGUAUCCGGCGACGAGCAGUCUGCUGGUGAUUGAGCAUGAUACCGUGUACCAUGGCGUGUACACUCUGGUUAGACAUAUGCUGGAGACGAUCAAGAGGAAAGGGUUCAGGACGUUGACGGUGGGUGAAUGUCUCGGGGAUCCCAAGGAGAACUGGUACCGGGAAGUGUCAUCGCAGAAGUAA
Molecule: messenger RNA, 1005 nt
Organism: Clonostachys solani
Lineage: Eukaryota; Fungi; Ascomycota; Sordariomycetes; Hypocreales; Bionectriaceae
Source: the annotation of a GenBank genome assembly